Messenger RNA from Exserohilum turcica Et28A, 2308 nucleotides. RefSeq lists its product as uncharacterized. The record is from RefSeq and is a predicted model, not a curated record. Lineage: Eukaryota; Fungi; Ascomycota; Dothideomycetes; Pleosporales; Pleosporaceae. The transcript has 5 exons. Bases 437 to 2092 code for a protein of 551 amino acids.
AAAUUUGUGCACUGUAGUUAUCCAAGGCCUGCAAAAGGCCAAAGAUGUCGAACAAGACGGCUGGCAGGCGACGGUUGAUGAGGACUCUGGACUCUUCAAAGUCUCCACAACCUUUGGUGAAUACGAGCCUUUGGACGCACUAUGGAAAAGAAUCCAAGACUACGGUUUUCAGACGCCUUCGAGUCUGAAAAACGGCGAUGUCAGAUUCGACCCGUACAGGUCUACACAACUGGUGAGAGAACACGACGAAGUCCGCGUAGUGGCAGAAGACGAGGCGUCCACUCCUACCACCAUCAGAAUCAAUGAAACACUCAAGUCACACGCAAAUACACAUCAUCCCAAUGCUCUCGAGUUCAACAUCGAUGCAUCGGAAUCUUCUCAGCACUGGCUGGAGAACAAGCAUGGAUUUCGCAUAUCUUUUGAACGCACAAUCAGGAUGCCCGACGAUAACAAGCUCCACCAGCUGCCUGGUUCACUAGGCCAGUUCGAGCUCUACAGCGUCAACGCAUACUCGGAACGUCUGCCGAGUCGCAUGAAAGAUGCAGGAGGCGUUUUCUUUCCCAUGUGGCAGAGAGAGGCCAUGUGGGUCAACUUUGAACAAGGCCGAUACAAGUAUGCCGUGCGUGUCUUCAUGGGCCAUGUGAAUGCCGUUAGUGGACGGCAAAUGAAAGAAGGUCCGGAGACACAAGAUGGAGUCGACGCUCAAGACUACAUUGUUGUUCCUGGCCAGGACUGGCUGGAUGGCAUUUGUGUAGCACCUGGUGUUGUGCGUCAGUUCGUCGCUAUGCCAUUGGGCUCCGGAUACACAGUCGAAGGUCAAAAGACGUCUGAAGAAAAGCACGGGGGGCUGCAGAUUGAAAUUACCCCAGAGAUGCUUCCAGACCUGCGCUUCUGGUCUGACGCGAAGCAGAAGUACAUCACUCUAGGCCCUUACCGAAGCUUAAUCGACGACCUGGAUGAAUCGGAUACCCCUGAGGAACUCGGCUACAAAGUCGGGGAUGUCCUGAGAUCGUAUCCAACCGACGAGGCUUACCACGAGCCGUUUCGCGUGCGAGAUUUUGUCAUGUCCAAGACAGGAGAAACAGAUGAGAAAAGCACGUCUGAAGACGUCGUAGUACUGGAUGCGAUCUAUCGCAGACUGCCGACUUCCAGCAAGCCUGUUGGCAUGGCCCCGAUUCGGGAUAGUUCGGGGGCGACGUUUUCAGACUACCUUAAAUCCGCAAACCUUUUCUCCGACGGAGAUGGAUAUGGAGACAGCGGAGCGGUGAGAUUUGGGGUUGCACCUCCGGCUCUAGAACAUUAUAGAUGCUCUUCACCGGAAAGGUCAUCAAUGGACCAGAUCAUGGCUGGCCAAGCACAGGCGCCGGAUGAGUCGUACGAAACUGAAGAACAAACCAGGGAGGCCGAAGAAAGCACCAACACUGACGAAAAGGCAGAAUUCGAAACAAAAGAUAUCAAGGCCAUGGGCUUGGCUGCCGGCGGCAAACUGAUCCAAGACAUAUACAAAGACCCGUAUCCAGCCUCGACCUGGAACCACGCCGCAGCCCGCAUCCUCAACGUGCACAUGCUGGACCCAGACAGCUUCGAAAAAGUAACGCAUAUUGUGCCACGGCCGCCGCCCAUCGACGUCAGUGAAUACGUCGAGGCGGGCGGCGAGUUCUACGUCGUCGACGAAAAAAUCGACGAGCGCCUCGACGGCGGCGACUUUGAUAACGUCAAGAGCGUCAGCCACAUGGACCAGCAAGUCGGUAUCACCACGGACCCUGAAUUCGAUCCUGCAAAGCCCAAAAUGUGCUCGACGUGUGAGGUGCGCUUGUGCGAUUGCAUUGUCCGCCCCUGCAACCAUCAAUUCUGCAACAUGUGCAUCAAGCAGCUCGCGCAAAAAAAGGGCGAAGGGGCAGAAGCGAGCGCGCAGCAGCAAGGCCACUGGACAUGUCCGCGAUGCGACAGCGCAGUCGCGCACGUCGCAGGCUUCUCGGCGCCUAUGAAUCUGCCGGGUGAAGAGCCGCUGCGCACCCGGGUUGCCGUGCAUGUGCUCAAGAUUGAAGAUGGACGCCUGAGGUUUUCGAGCAUACAGAAGUCGAGAAUCUAGCUGUUUUGCGGGGGGGGGGGAAUACUUGGUUUGGUAGGACAACAGAGUAAUUGAUAACGUCCUUUUUUUUGUAGUUGUCUUGACAUGUUAUAUAUUCAUGUCUCAUUUAGUAAUUGCGCUUCUGCUAUUCUCUAAGAGAGUCAAUUUUCCCAAGCUUAGCGAUGAGAAAACUAGUUGACAGGACAUGAGAGUAAAAGUGUUGCAGUGUACAUGAUC